Molecule: messenger RNA, 576 nt
Organism: Penicillium maclennaniae
Lineage: Eukaryota; Fungi; Ascomycota; Eurotiomycetes; Eurotiales; Aspergillaceae
Product: DOPA 4,5-dioxygenase family protein
Exons: 4
Coding region: 1-576 (191 amino acids)
Source: RefSeq, a predicted model, not a curated record
AUGACGGAUCAAUUUGCUUUCACGUAUCCAUCUCCAUUGGAAGGCUAUGAAAACCUGGAGCCGCUAUCCGAGGAGAGGAAUGACGACGGCAAAUCACUGAAGAAUCCCCAGCACGGCGUACUCAGCAAAGCCUACGAAGAAUUCCCAGACCCGUUGACUAAAGGCCGUCGCGGCGGAUUCGACAUCCACAUCUACCACUUCCAGAGCAACCCAGACCAAGUCGCACACGCCCGAGCACUCUACGAACGUAUCCGUCGUGAAUUCCCCGAACUACGAAUCUACACCUUUUUCGACAAACCUGUCGGUCCACAUCCGGUAGCCAUGUUCGAAGUCAAUCUAUUCUCGCCGGCGCAGUUUGGCGCUUUUGUUCCGUGGCUGGUCAUUCAUCGCGGCCCGUUGAGUGCGUUGAUCCACCCUAAUACCCAUGACGAGUCGGAGGAAGAGAGGAAUCAUACGCAAAGGGCGACGUGGUUGGGGGAUCGGAUUCCGUUGGACUUGAGCAUUUUUAAGUCGAUGAAGGAGCAGGAAAAAAAGAAGGAGGAGGAGGCUGAGAAGGCAAAGGGUGGGAAAUUGUAG